Trichobilharzia regenti is the source of this 330-nucleotide messenger RNA. NCBI's taxonomy places the organism in Eukaryota, Metazoa, Platyhelminthes, Trematoda, Strigeidida, Schistosomatidae. The record is from the annotation of a GenBank genome assembly.
AUGGGAGGCUAUCGUGAUAACUCUAGCAGUGAUGAGGAUAAGAGACGUCGACGAGGUUACUGCUAUAACACAAAUCAGAUCUAUGGUUUUAUAAUUAUGGUGCCAGAAGACAUAGUGGGAGUUCGGACUCGGACCAUUCGGAUCACCAAAGAGGAUAUUCACGGUACCGAAACCAAGGAGGGUAUGGCGCAAAUUAUCGACAUUACUCAGGUGAUCGUCAUUCAAGUUCUGAUGAAGGGAAACGAAGCAGAAGAUUUUACUAAGGGACACUUAUUACCUACAACCAUUACUGGGUGUUCUACAAUGAACGAUAACCCGAAGGGACAUUAA